Molecule: messenger RNA, 11557 nt
Organism: Bactrocera oleae (olive fruit fly)
Lineage: Eukaryota; Metazoa; Arthropoda; Insecta; Diptera; Tephritidae
Source: RefSeq, a predicted model, not a curated record
AGUUACAAUCGAAGUGAGCGCGUUUGCGGUUGUAAACGCAGUGGUCUGGUCAACGUCGUUGUCGUUGUCAUCGUCAUCAAUUUGACUAUCUCGCACUCGUUAUUAUUGUGCAAUUUGGUAAUUCGUUUUAUUUUAAUCGUACACUUGCGCGUCCGAGUUCCUGUUAAUUGUGCAUUAUAAGUGUUACAGUGUUAUUUACUUUAAUUAUUCAAUAAAUGUGCAGUGAGUCUUUGCAUGCGAGCAUUUGUUGAGCACAUGGAACCUUUUUAAGUGGUUACAAAACAAAAAUAAAGAAAAAAGACGACGCCAAAGAUUUUCAUUAACGCGCACUUCUCGUUAACGCGCAAAGCUUCGUGUGUGAAGGAGGUGGAAAUAACGCCACAAAACGUUUAAUAUUUUUUUGUGAUUUUUUUUAAAGAAAAGUGCGUGAAUUCGACAGACGUGCCGAAAACUGCCCUUAAAGUUGGAGUUGUAAAAGUUGAAAGAAGAAAAUUGUGUGUGCUUGCUGGCGGACACAAUAGCGCAGUGAUAUGAAUGGUAAGGUGUUUGGUGGGUGAAAGGUGGUGGAGACAACAACACAACCGUUGUCGAUAGAAGCAAUAGCAACGUGCUCUUGCACUGGCGAAUAAAUAUUCUCAAUUGUGGUGUGGGGUAUUUUCCAAAUUCGCUCAUUUCAUGCUGAUUAUUUGCAUGUGGUGAAUUUGUGUUUUUGAAUUUAGUCAAUGCAACAACAAUACACACACUACUAGCUCGUCAACAAAACAAGAAUAUUAACUGAUUGCUCUGAAGCUGAAACUGCAUGGGGCGGUGGGAGCGGCUGGUAAGUCAAGUCGAGUCAAGUCAAGCCAGUGAAAGAGCGCGAGUAUCUUAUCGUGUCCGUUGCGUUGUUAAUACCGGCUCAUGAGUGUCGCUGCGUAUUUUUUUCGUUUCUGCUUUAGUGCAUUGGAAUGCUUUAGCAAAUGACAAGAUACUUUUGCAACAACAACAAGUGAUAAUCACACGGUCGACUAAAAAUUAGUACGAGUAGGUAACAAAAACAAAUUAACGAAUUAGAAAAGUCGUCCUGUUGCAGUUAAAUCCUAGGGUAAAGCUAAAUUUAAUGAAAAUAUUAAAGAAAGCAAGAAUUAUAGUGGUGUAUUAACAAAAUUGUUUGCCUUUUGUGUAAUGAAGUGAGAAUUUGAAAUUUUAUUGUGUUAAGCUGUUUGCUUGAGAGAAUCUACAAAAAAAUUUUAAUUUAAAACAAAAGCAUUAAGAUGAAUUAAAAUUCUUACUCAAUUAAAAUUAAUUUAUUGAAGCUAAAUACAAUACUGUGUUGAAGUCUAAUAAAUUGCGGAACUAUUCGGAACUACAAUAUAUUACGGGGUUAAAGCGGCGUAAUUUUUGAAGGUCAGAAAUCCUCAGAGCGAAACUAAAACGGUAAAUUGAUUAAAGUUUUUUCGCACGACACAAGCACCUGAUGUGGAAGACACGUCGCCGGCGUCGCGUACAUUGAUUGCCAUAUACAGAGUUGCUUUUACAGACAACGUUUUAGUCAUUCGCUAGUUCACCACAAUUGAGAGCAAAAACUCUCAAACGGGAUUAUUUAAAUUGUUGCCAUAAAUUUAGGGUUCAAAAGCCACAAAAGCAACACUGACGAUAGUGAAGAUAAUAAAAAAAAGAUAAUAAUUUUGUAACCUCCUGUGGCUGUACAUAGAUAUUAAAAGGAAAUUAAAAUAAAUAAAGGAAUACUACGACUUACUAUUUUUAAGCAGAUAAAGUGUGGAUCACUUAGCUUGGUUCGGGCACAUAUGCAAUUAUCAACUUAAGCUGUUUUAAACACACAUACCAACGAAGCAACACAUACACACUCACAUAUAAAUUUAAAGCAAGUCAGAAAGAAAGCUUAGCAAUUGUAACGCCUGCAUCCUUUGUAGCCACAGCAGCAAGCAUUGGCGCGUCAGGAGUACGCUUUUCAACACACGCUGCCACAAAAAGCGGAUUUUUACAUACUGCGCUACCUGUUUGUUAAAGAAAACAAAAAUCUCUUGUACAACUACUGAAACCAUAUAUCAAUUACCAUAAUAGCAAGAAUAAAAUCAUUUGAAAAUCUAAAACAAAUAAUACAACAAAAAACAGCAUAACCGUCCAUUAGCGCUAGCUGAAAGAGUUUUCCCCGUCGAAAGCUAUGAAACUUUCAAGCGCAUUUUUUGUGAAUAAACGGUGGAGCAACAAAGCAUAAAAACGGCGCGUGAAAAUUUUAAGCAAACGUCGUAUCUAGUGUCAACACCAGCACUCUAAAUAGACGCGAUUCUACAAAAAAGUAGCAGAAAAAAACUUAGCAAAAGCAAAAAAAAAGUAUUUUUUAUAAAAAGUUUAUUCUGUGUAUAUUCACACCGACACAGAGAGAGACAUACAUAUACCGGACGUUUUUAUACGGUUUGCGCUUGUUUGGGAAUUUUUAAAAGAAGUUGACGAGAUUCAUUAGCCAAGCAUAGCGGUGAUACUAGUACAAAAUGGGUAGGAAAAAAAUACAAAUAUCACGCAUCACUGACGAACGUAACCGACAGGUUACAUUCAACAAACGCAAAUUCGGCGUCAUGAAGAAGGCCUACGAGUUGUCGGUUUUGUGUGAUUGUGAAAUUGCGCUUAUUAUCUUCUCAUCCAGUAAUAAAUUAUAUCAAUACGCUAGCACUGAUAUGGACAAGGUCCUGCUCAAAUAUACUGAAUAUAAUGAGCCACACGAGUCACUCACGAAUAAGAAUAUAAUUGAGAAGGAGAAUAAAAAUGGCGUCAUGUCCCCAGAUUCACCCGAACAGGAAGCCGAUUUCACACUCACCCCCCGCACUGAAGCCAAAUAUAAUAAGAUCGACGAAGACUUUCAGCUGAUGAUUCAACGCACUCAAAUGGGUGGAGCAAGCGCAUCCGGUCGCAAUCUUGGUAAUACGAAUUACACACUGCCGGUAUCGGUGCCGGUGCCGGGCGCUUAUGGUGACGCCAUGCUGCAGGCGAGCCCACAAAUGUCCCACACAAAUAUAAGUCCACGGCCGUCAAGCUCAGAGACCGACUCAGUUUAUCCAUCGGGUUCCAUGUUGGAGAUGUCAAACGGUUAUCCGCAUUCACAUUCGCCGCUUGGUGGUUCGCCCAGUCCAGGACCGAGUCCAGGUUUAGCUCACCACCUGUCACACAAGCAACAGUCACCGGGCGGCCAAAAUGGACGCGCUUCCAAUCUACGCCUCGUCUUACCAACACCACUUGCUCAAAAUAUGUCAGCUGCAGAUGAGAUUAGCUACGGCGAUCAGCGACACAAUCAGGCAUCACUCAAUACGCCCGUGGUGACGCUGCAAACGCCCAUACCCAAUAUGUCGGGCUACACAUUUGGGCCGCAAGAUUUCUCUAUGAGUUCCUCCGAUGUUAUGAGUUUACAGCCAUGGACCACACAUCAGGGACUCGUACAGCAUUCGGGACUCCCCCAUUUGGCCGUACCGAAUAGCACACCACCGCCUGCCACCUCACCCGUCUCGAUCAAAGUCAAAUCCGAGCCACAAUCACCGCCACGCGAUCUCUCCGGUUGCCAUCAUCAGCAGAACAGCAACGGUUCAGCGGGCAGCAGCGGUAGCGGUGGUGGUGGUGGCGGCGGUUCAUCCAACAACGUCUCCACCGCCAAUGCACUCGCGCUUGCCAAUAUGAAUGCGACGGCGGUGAUAGCGGGCGGCAGCGGUGGCGUCAAUUCGGCGUCCGAGCAGGCUGCCAAUCUGAGUGUACUAAGUCAUCCGCAACAACAUCUGGUGAUGGGCGGCUCAAGGCCCUCUUCCACGGGACAUUUAACGCCAACGCAAGGAGUGCUAGAUAAAUAUGAAGGAUAUCAAUACCGCUCACAGCUGGGUGCGAAUUCUAGAGUAUGGAAUUUUGCCGGUUCGGUUACCCCCACAAAUGUGCCAUCGCCCGAUUUACGGCUAACGGCUAAUCAACAGGCGCAACAGCAGCAUCAGCAGGCGCAACAGCAACAACAACAGCAACAGCUUAAUGAUUACGAUGGACCGAAUCAGGCGCACAAGCGGCCGCGCAUCUCCGGCGGUUGGCCACAAUAGCCGGCCCGAGAAGUGGCAGCACACAGCAGCAGCAGCAACAACCACAACAAUAACAACAACACUAACAACAAUAGUAGUAGCAACAGCAGCGCAGCAAACACUAGCGCAACAACAACCAGCUUGAGAAAUUAUCAACAACAACAGUCACAACACAACGGCGCGAACAACCAUUGCGGUGUUGGCGGUGCUGCUUGCGGCGGCGUGCAACAAAUGCUGCCACCAGCCGCCAACUCACCUUACCUGCGCAACACAAGCAACAGCAGCGCCAAUAGUAACAGCAAUCACAGCAACAGCAACAGUCCCGCACUGCUGAAGCCCACAUGCAGCGGCAUGCGCACCCCGUACAACAACAACAAUGGUGGUGGUGGCGCCGUUAGCUCACAUUCAGCGACACGUCACGGCAAAUAUGCCAAUUACUUGCAACAACAACAGCAACAACGUGCUCUUGUGCAGCAGCAACAACAGCUACAACAACUACAACAGCAGCAGCAGCAAGAAAACUACCUAAAUGCCGUUAAUUGUAGCCUUUAUGGUGGUGUUGCUAGCAUCGCUGGCAGCGCUCAUGCAACACAGCCGACACAGCAUGCUUACAGUCACGUGACUGCCGGUACGGCUGUGACCGCUGGCGCUGGACCAUCAAGCCACCUGCAACAUCACGCGCUGCCGCAUUCAAACUUGAGCAUAAGUGGCAUGAGCCACGCACACAGUGCGGGCAAUGCAAUUAUAUCGAAAUGAGUGCGCCGCCACUACUGAGCUGCUAGUGAGGAGCGCGAGAGCGGAAAAUGCGUGAACUGCGUGGUGCAGAGGAUUCAAGUGGAUAUUUCUUCUAGGCUGAGAUUGAAUGCACUUUUUUCGUAAGCAACAAAUGUACAACAACAACAACCAAACCGUUGAAAUUAACAAAAACAUCACAGCAACAACAACAACAACAACAACAAUUCUCAUUUCAACAAAAAAAAAAACCCAAGUAUGAAAAAUAUUAAGCAAACAAAAUAAAAACAACACAUCACACUCCCAGUUUAAGUUUAAGAUAUGUAUGCCCAUAGGCUGAUUAGUAGCGCGAGAAGUCGAAGUACGAGCGAAGUCGUGUGCGGUGGCAUCACGAAUCGUUCGACAGGCCGGGAAACUAGUGGAUUAGGAAUUCAUUAAAGUGUCAUAUCGUAAAUAUAAGUCAAUGUUGCUCCUAAAAAGAGUUAAAAAAAAACAACAACAACAAAAAUGAAUCAAUUGAAAAAUUUUAAAAGCAAAAUAAAAACAAAUGGGUGCAGUGGAAUAAACUUAAUUUAAAUUAAAAAUAAUUUUACUUAGUUUAGUAUAAUUAAUUAUAUAUGAAUGUUUGAAAAUGUUAGUUAAGUUAUUUUAGUCUAAAAAAAUUUGCAUUAAGUCACUACAUAACAAUAGCUGGCUGAGCAAGCUAUCAGCUGCUUACACCUAAUCUACAUACAUAUAUAUAUAUAUAUAACAAUAUAUAUAUAAACAUAUUUAGUUGAAAAAAAGUCAGAGUUUGUUUGCGCAAGUAAAUGUCAUAUAAAAUAUGUACCCGAACUUACAGAAUUGUAGUUUAUUAGCCUAAAAGUAUGCAACAUUUAAGUAGAGCGUGCUUAGAUGACAACAAAACAGAGUGGCACUGCAAGAAACUAAAAAAAUGUAUAGUAUGCAUGUGUGCGCACACCUCGAAAUACCAAACAAUUUGCAGAUUAAUAGCACAACAGCCGAAAAGUAUGCAGUGCUUUCCAUUUUCUAAUUUCGUUUUAGUAAGCCGGCUUAGAUAUUAUUUUAGCAGAGUUGUAUAGCUGGAAGGUGAAAAAUAUGUAGUGUACCUUCGAGCGCUAAAACUUUUGAAGGUACAUUAUUGGUAAAAUUUUUUUUAAUUAGAAAAUUUGUAAUGUGUGUUUAAAACUUGUUCAAAAUUAAAGUUAAAAUUUCUUAACUUAAAAAUAUUCUUUAACAAACAUUUUUUGAAGUAUUUCUUUUUUUAAUUUAUUAGAAAACAAAAUUUUUUUAAUUAGAAAAUUUAUAUUUUUUUAAUUCAACAUUUAACAUACAUUAUAAUUUGUUUGCAAACAAAUCUUUAAGUAAAGAAUUACUCGUACUAAAGAAAUCUACAUAUAUUUUCCUUUAAUUUAAUAACAAACAUAUUUAUUAACAAAAUUAUUAUUUUGUAUACAAAAAAUUAUAAAUUAUUAUUUAUUAUCACAAAAUAAUAUUCCUCAUCCAAAUGUUCUAAUUUUUUUUUAAAUCAACUCUCUUGAGCUUGCAGACAUUACUCUAGUGUUGCAUACUUUUGCGCGCGCAUGGUAAUUCCACCAAUUAUUGAACUACCUGCCUAAAACUGGUCGUCAAAGCAUGCAUAUAAAAAGAAAAAACCAACAACAAAACAAAAAUCAACUGAAAAUAAAACAGAAAAACCAACAACAAAUUGUUAAAUUUUAAACUAACUAAAAGCCACUAGUUUAAGCCCCACUGUUAGUGUUUUACUUACAAUACUAGAAAGAUAGAAGUAUAGAAAAAAGCAAGCCUUUGGUGUAUUGCAUACAAAACUUGUUAUUACAAAUAUACAAACAUAUAAAUAAAUAAAAACAAAAACAGUGUGACAGUUAAAAAAUAAACAUACAUAUACAAGUACAUAUGAAUGUGACAGUGUGUUGCAAGCAAAUGUUAAGUUUUAAUGUUUUAAUUUAAGUUUUAUAAAAACAACAAAGAAAAAACACAAAAACAAAAGCGAAAAGUGAAAAAACUACAAUAAAUUGUGUGAAAUGUAGUGAUUAAAAUAAAUUACUAAGUAAAAUAUGUAAAUCCAAAUACGUAAUUGCAUGCAAGUCAAUCACAACAUUUUUAAUUAAAAACCAACAAACACACACACAUACCCACAUGCAUAGACAUUUCAUUUAUAUAUAUUAAUGAAAUUAUAAAAAAACAAAAACAUAAUGAUUUUCUAUUUCUUUUUCAUACAAUAUUUGCGCAAUUGUAAUAGAUUUUUAAUAUAUUAUAGUUUAAGCAAUAAUUUCAAUUAAAUUUAUUUUAAUUCAUAUUGUUUUCGUUUAUUAUUUGGUUAAGUGGGGCAAUUAAAGCAUGUAAACUACUAUAUAUUGAUAUUUUGGGUAAAAACGUGGCUUUGAAAUGAAAGUUCAAAGCUUUCAAUACGUUUUGUUGCAGCAUUUCACAUUUAAAAAACAAAAAUAAAAAUUUCACGACAAAACAGUAAAAGCUUUUUAAAAUAGUGAAAGCUUCGAUUUGUUUGUGUUCAAAUACAUAUUUUCUAUAAUAGAAGGCACCGAAAACUCCAUUUUCAAGAUUUACUAAUAAUAUUCUAUUUGAAUUAACUUAAAAAGUUUUUAACAAAAUCUAUUGCAGCUAAAAAUUCCAGCAUUUUUAAUUUUCUGCAAUUAUAUAUGAAUGUUUUUAAAUAUGUAUAUCAUAAUGUAUCGAGUUUUGUCUUUAACCAUAAUUUAAUGAAUGCCAGAGCAUUGUAACUUUUCUGUCUAAAAAUAAUAGAGCUUUCACUUGAAAUGAAAGCUUUUAUUGAAGUCACCGUCUCUUAAAUAAAUCUUGCCACUGUUUACAUAAUACCAAUAUGAGUGAGGGGAGUGGCAACAAAAUUAAAAACCAUUAGGCAAAGCUGAAAAAUGAAAGCUCACUCUAAUCAGUUUGUCCACAAUAUACUUUCGAUACGUGAAUAUCAAUUUUAUUUGACAGUAGGAAGUAAAUCGUAAGCUUAAUUGUGGGUUGCUGCAUAAUUCAAACUUCUAAUUAUGAUUCAUAAAGCUUUUUUAUAUCCCCGACACCGUAAGCUUUCAGAAAAACUUAUGUGUAAAACAUGUUUUACCGUUUUUCGAAAUAAACCUAAAUAAAAACUUUCAUGUUUGUUCGAAUAAAAGCUGGAUCCCAAUAAGUUUAUCCAUAUCAUCUUAAAAGCUUUUUAGGCUCAAUGCCAAAUAAUAUUGAAAGUUUUUUUUAAUAUACUUAUGAAAGAAAAAUGUAAUUUAAAUAUAUCUCUUGUAUUCGGUCAAACUUAUUAACUAAAUUUCAGUUGAGCAAAAAAUCGUUUCUGUAGAAAUCCGAAUAAACAGUCUAAAAUAUGGUAUAAGGCUUUAGCAAAAUGUUGUAAGCUUUUAGUUUUAUCAGUCAAACUAACUAUAUGCAAUCAUUCGUGGUUAUGGUAGAAUAGCAAUUAUUCGAUUUAUUGAAUAAAAAAGGUUGUACUUUUUCUUUACUUGCGAUCUGAAGUUUAUUACCAUUUAGGUGGACUACAUAUACAUAUGUAUGUACUGCUUCAUGGUAUUAGCUGGACCUAGAGCUCAAGAGAUUCUGUGGAUACUUCAUUAAAGGUGUAUAGACGCUAUCUUCAAUGCUACCAAGUUUUGUUUUGUAUAUUGUAGAUCCGUUCUACUAUUGUGAAUGACUCAAAUGACAAAAGAGAAUACGAAUUCCUUUUUUUCUUGUAUUUUCGAAACUUAAGAUUUAAAAUCAAUUAUAGUAAUUUAUGGAAAACAAAAAUAUAGGCUUACAGCAACGUUUUUUAGAGCGAAAAAAUAAUUUCUCCAUCUCUCCUUUGCAAAAGAAAUGUCAGCACAGAGUUGGCACCAUAAAUGCCGCCAGUUUGUUUGUCCAUCUUUUAUAGUUUGUUCGAUUCGCUGAAGAGUAACGCUUGACGAACCCAAGACAGCUAAUGAUAGCAAUAAUUUAGGUAAUUUUGAGCUCUUAGAUCGAUACGCUAUAUACCGCUUGGAGCUUUAUUUGUUUUAUGAGUUUGAGUAGUCAGAUCUGGUAUACAUGACCCAAUGCUUUUAAAAUCUGACCACUGAUUUGGUUUUACCAUGGAAGAGAAUCAUAUUUCAGCAAAUUUGGUCUAUAUAUUUCAGUACAUAUUAAUGGGUUUAGGUUUAAAUGUACAACCUAAUGCAUUUUGAGGAAUGCAUUCUGAUUUUUAUACUCCGAACCACGAAGUUUGUAUCACUCAGAAGGAAAAGUCGAGGACCCUAUAAAAUAUAUAUCUAAAUGAUGAGCAUGAUAAUUUGAGUCAAUUCAGCCAUUUUUGUCUAUCUGUCUGUAUAUAGGCGAACUAGUCCCUCAGUUUUAGAGAUAUCGAUCUGAAAUUUUGAACACAUCCUUUCUAUCAACCACUAUAUAUAGCUUCAUACAAACUGACCGAAUCGAAUUCUUGUACGGAAAACUUUUUUAUUUAGCAAGAUAUCUUCACGAAACUUAGCAUGAAUUAUUGCUCAGAGCAGAGAUACAAUCUUCGAUGAAAUUGUUCAGAUCAAAAUUGAGCUCUUGUAUUGAAACUUUUUUCUAUCUGUGAAGGGUAUUCUAGCUUAGAUGCAACCGAAAUUAAAAUUUUUUCUUGUUUUUGUUUUUAAAUUGUAUCCUAGUGUUUCUUCCGUUUAAGUGACUUGCAUUCAACAUUUAGUUGUUAAGCUCACCGACUUGCAGGCCACGCUGGCAUACGUAAAAAUAUACAGUAUGUAUAAAAAAGCAUCCAUCAUAUAAUCAUAUAUUUUAUCAUCAUGAUAAAACUUUGGUACAUUUUAAGUGAAGUUCGUUGUUGUAAAUGUCAAUUUCCCCCCCUGAGGAAACCUAACCUAAAAUGACGUAAUUUACUGUUAUGUCGUUAUAUUUAUACAAAAAAAAAAACAUUUGGCGAGCAGAAUUAUAUUUAUGUAUUGGCAAACAUAUGGUUUGCAGUGAUUGGUGAAAAAUUAAAAUUAUGACAUAAAUGAUGAUAACAUAUGAAAUUAAUUACACGAGGGUUUCGCACAUUUUAUAAAUGAAUAAAGAAAGACAUUUUACAGCAAGUAGUUAAAGUUGAAAAUAUAUAUUCAAAGUAUAUACUAAACAUAUAUAAAAUAUUGGCAUUGCACACACACUCACACGCACACAUACAUAUACAUAUAAAAGUAAAUAAAAUGAAGAAAAAUAUAUAGUUUAUAUAGUUCAUAGUUAAAGAAAAUUGUACUUAUGCCGCAUGUACAUACAUAUAUAUGUAGUUGGGUAUAUAAGGUACAUGCGUGUAUAUAGCUAAGUUAUUUAACGGGAAGUAGUUAGUAAAAUUUUUUGAAAGAUGACAAAUUUAUGUAUAAAAUUGUACUGCACAUGGUAUAUAAUAACACUAAUUUACAACUACACACACACACACACACAUACUAGUAUAUGUAUGUAGAAAUAUAAGCAUACUACCUAUGUGUACAUGUACAUAAGUAUGUUUGUAUGGAUGUUGAAAAUCAUUAAAUAAUGAGGAUUAUUGUGCUCAUUCAGUGUUAUUGUUGCUAUUAAAGCAUCCAGUAUGUAUGUACAUAUGUAUGUGAGUUAUAUAUACACAAUAUAUGUAUAAUAAGUGUUAUUGUUGUUGUUUGUUUGAGAAAACAUAUCCGCAUAAUUUACAAAGUCUCAUAAUUUACAUAUUAACAUAAGAUAUAUAUGUACAUACAUAUGUAGGUAUGUAGAUAUAUAUUAUAUGUAUAUAUGUAUGUAAAUAUACCUAUAUAUUUGUGUAUAUACAUAAGUAUGUAUAUAAGACUUUGUAAAUUAUCGAAACAUCGAUGUUUUUUAUAUGAUUUGCAAGAGAAAAUUUCCAAUUUCCUUUCUUUUUAUAACACCGUUAUAAUUUCAAAGGGUUACUCAAUGUGGGUUAGUCGGAAGGGUUUUUCUUUUAAAACAAAAACAAAAAUAUUUCUUUAAAAUAUCUCUCUUAACUAUAUCUUAGAGGUACUAGUUGUUCCUAUAAAUACUCGAUUUAUCCGGAAAAAAAAAUUCCGAAUUCCAUAUAUUUAUUUGUUUCCGAUUUUUUGUUAUACAAGUAUGUGUAUCAUCUUCGAUCCACCACUAUUAUACUCACUAAACUCUCAUACCAAAAAAUCGACAUUGUUACCAGAUAUUGAGACCUUUGUAGCCUUAGUUACAAAAUCGUAAUCCCGAAAUUGACAGUCCUCAGCAUCAUUAUUCAGAACUAGUUGUGAAAUGUUUCCUCAUAACUCAAUGAAUUUCAAUUUACUUUGAGCUGUAAACAUUUUAAGGAAAAUAUUUUAAUCUAUAACCAGAAGAUUGCAAAUGAUUCCCAGUGUAAAUCCCAACAUCAUUAUUUCUAGUAAAAUGAUAAGCUUAUCGCAGUUAUAUUUUAUGACAACCUUAAAUUCAGUCCAGGGAUCGCACCAUAUAGGGAUCGUUAUCCUAAAUGAUACUCCCACCCUUUUCUAUCAUGGAUUUCUCCCCUUCCCCUAUUGCUGGUUGGUUUCUACUUUUCCUGCGUCCAAGGAUGCCUACGAUUUUGUAGCCAGCAUCAAUCUGUUUGGCUCACCUUCUAUUGACUCGAAUUCUCCAGGGCUAGAGAGUCUGCGUCCAUGUCCCUUUUUUAGUGUGAGUACAUGUUAAACAAUUGCAGCAAUUUGCUGCCAGUUUUCGUCGCUAUUUACGUUCUUCUACGGGAGAACUCUACAAAUUUUCGUAUACGUAUAAAAUUAAACGUGAAGAAGCCCUCUAACGAUGUGUAGCUC